UUGUGAGUAAAGUAAUUUAUUCAUCGAGACACCAGCCAUCCAUCUAGUGUCCAGGUGCUGUUUUAGCCUGUUCGAGUAUAAAGCUUUACACCAGACUGUUUAUGUAGCCUACCUUCAAAAUCGUGUUUCAAGCGUGCCUUAUCUGUUCGGAAACUUAACAUAAUCUGGGAACACAAGGAAGUUGAAUCUUUGUGUGCUCUCCAUCCAUCCAUCCAUCCCUCUGUGAGACUGUGAUCUGUCAGACUUCCUGAGUUCUUCACUGGAACCUCUGGAAUAUCGCAAAGAGUAUGGCCACUGAAGUAGAAUUACCUCCCCAACUUCUCAAAGACGCCAUGCGUGCCCUCAACCUGACCGGUCAUGUGGGGUUUGAUAGCCUCCCUGACCAGUUAGUGAAUAAGUCGGUAGCCCAAGGAUUCUGUUUCAACAUACUGUGUGUCGGUGAGACUGGCAUUGGCAAGUCAACCAUGAUGGACACACUAUUCAACACAAACUUCGACUCCACCCCGAGUUCUCAUGAUCUGCCAGGAGUGAAGCUCAAGGCCCACACUUACGAUCUGAAUGAGAGUAAUGUUCGCUUGAAAUUAACUAUAGUAGACAGCACUGGUUUUGGUGAUCAGAUCAAUAAGGACCAUAGCUGGAAGCCCAUAGUAGACUACAUCGAUGCUCAGUUUGACGCAUAUCUUCAUGAGGAGCUGAAGAUCAAACGCAUGUUGCACACCUACCACGAUACGCGUGUUCAUGCCUGUCUUUACUUCAUUGCACCCACCGGCCAUUCCUUGAAGGCCUUGGAUCUGGUCACUAUGAAGAAACUGGACACCAAAGUGAACAUCAUCCCGGUCAUUGCUAAAGCAGACACAAUCACCAAGACAGAGCUCACUAAAUUCAAGACCAAGCUGAUGUCUGAACUUGUAUCAAAUGGAGUCCAUAUCUACCAGUUUCCUACUGAUGAUGAAACAGUGGCAGACACAAAUUCUUCAAUGAACCAACAUCUACCUUUUGCUGUGGUCGGUAGCAAUGAUGAGGUCAAGAUUGGGAACAAAAUGGUGAAGGCCAGACAGUACCCAUGGGGAACAGUGCAAGUUGAAAACGAAAACCACUGUGACUUUGUCAAGUUGAGAGAAAUGUUGAUCCGUACAAACAUGGAGGACUUGAGGGAGGUCACCCAUUCAAAACACUUUGAGCUGUACCGCCAUCACAAGCUAGAGGAGAUGGGAUUCUCAGACUCAGAGUCCAGAAGCCUUUCAGAGACAUAUGAACAGAAACGUCAGGAGCAUAUCACAACCCUGCAGAAGAAGGAGGAUGAGAUGAGACAGAUGUUUGUCAUCAGGGUGAAAGAAAAGGAGGCUGAGCUCAAGGAAGCAGAGAAAGAGCUCCACAAUAGGUUUGAUGCGCUGAAGAAGCAGCACACAGAGGAGAAACGCAAGCUGGAAGAGAGCCGCAAGCGUCUGGAGGACGAGAUGAACCUGUUCAGCCAGACAAAAGCCCAAGUACAAGCUCACACCUCCACCAUGGGCAAGAAGAAGAAAUAAUUGUUCUAGUCCUGCUGUAGUUAGGGGGAAAUGAUAAUGAUAUUUUAGAUUGUUCAAUUUGUCGUUCAAGUGUGAAGAUUGCAUUGGAGCUAAAGGAGCUGCAACUAAGUUCUUGCCUUACUUUUGUUUCGGUCUGUGCGGUAGUGCAAUUUUCUGUGUCAUUGCGAGCUAAAGCUGAAAGUACUCGUAUCUCGUGUAGUAAGACUAUGCAAGAAAAGGGGGAAACUUUUCAGUUAUUGUGCUUAUUUUUUGCUCCCUGUAUUGCUCUGUGAAAAUCCUGUGUUCAAUUUCAGUUUUAACAAAUGUUUUCAGUUCGCCUGAUUUUAGUUUUAAGUCUAGUUGUAGUAAGUUUGUAAAGAUAAUUGAUCUAAGGAUACUCAAUGAACCUUGCAUUUAAUAGGGAUUAUAGCUUUGUACUGUACAUUGUAUACUAUUUCAUUUGUGAUUUGAAAGUAACACACCAGUGUAAAAACCUCUUAAAUUUGUAUUGAAAAGAUGCGAAUGAAUCUAGCUUUUUGGCUUCCAGAGAUCAGGCUGAUAGCUAUUUUGUAUGUGUUGCAAUUAAUUGCUAUAAAAUAGUAUUGGAAUGUGAAACUAACAGCCUUCAUUCUAUUUCAUAAUGGGUUGACAAUCAUUUACAACAUAAUCUCAUAACUUUUUAACCUGAAAAACUAGAGGCUGUUUCUAUGUGUGUUAAAGCGUAGAAGUUUCUCUCAGAAUGUUUUAUGUUUUUUCCACUUUCCAAAACAAUGCUGCUUAGGGAGUGUCAUUUAAAACAGUAAGGGGAGGGGGUGGGUGGGUUGGUUUUGUUUUUCUGUAUGAAAGAAGUAUCGCGCUUCCUCCUUGGAAAUGUCAAUGUUUGACAGAAUUUUUUUCUUACUGUAGAGUGUGAAGGAAUGCUUUUAGUUUGGUACAUCAAUUGCAUUCAUUUUCAUUAAUUUAUUUUUCAACUAGUAUUUUAAGAUUCUUUCAUCAACUGUGUAGUGUACAUGAAAAUGAAAAAAAAUUGAAUUUUUUAUUAUGUUUCCAGAGAUUUGAAGUUUGAUAAAUACAUGAAUUAGACUAAGAAAGAAUUAAUUUUUUUCAAUGCAGUUGCGAUUUGUCAGUAAUUAUCAGUCAUCUUUUUUCAUUUUAUAUUGUCACUUUCUAGUCUAUACCAAAAAAA
Aplysia californica (California sea hare) is the source of this 2694-nucleotide messenger RNA. Its product is annotated as septin-11. Gene Ontology annotation, molecular function: GTP binding; molecular adaptor activity; GTPase activity. The coding region runs from base 288 to 1529 and encodes 413 amino acids. The record is from RefSeq and is a predicted model, not a curated record. Gene Ontology annotation, cellular component: cell division site; septin ring; microtubule cytoskeleton. Gene Ontology annotation, biological process: cytoskeleton-dependent cytokinesis. Lineage: Eukaryota; Metazoa; Mollusca; Gastropoda; Aplysiida; Aplysiidae. The transcript is spliced from 12 exons.